UAUCUCUUUCCAGAGGAAACAAUAUUUUCUUUCUCAUUCCCGUCCAGAUUUGGGCAAUAUAUAUUUUUUCGGAUUCCGGGAGGUAAGGCUCAAUAAAGCGUCAGCUUUGGUGUCCCUGAAUAACCCCCAACACAACAAUUACUACUGACAUGGUCUAAUAACAUCCAAAAAAUUAAUUAUCGAGCCAAGUACAAGCAACAUAAGUGUCAAGAGAGUCACUGAACCAAGAUAACAUCACAUCACUACUUCUGCAGUCAUCGAAAGAGGAAACAAUUUAAUUUUGUAAAUGGAACGACCUCGAAGAAAUACUCGCCUUCCAAGAGCUCUGACUGACUAUCUUACUGCAAGUGAAGCAGAACGGAAAUCUAUGUCUGUAGAGGAAAAGGACCUUAGUGAAGAUCAUAAAGAGGAAGGAGCAGUUAUAGAUGAUGUAAUUCAAACAAAUUCAGACAAACUUAUCAUGUCACAGCCAUACAAGUGUGGGGAAUGUAAAUCCCGUUAUAGAAGUAAAGUGGCACUUCUUCGUCAUGCAGUUAAGCACAGUGGUGAGAAACCUUUUGUGUGCUCUGAGUGUGGGAAGGGUCUCUCAAGUCAGUGUGCCCUCUCUGAGCACAUGAAUAUUCACACAAACAAUAGACCUCACAGGUGCGAGGAAUGUGGAUUAGAGAGUCGUCAGCUGAGUGUUCAUCUAAGACAUCUCCUGACUCACCAAUCCCAUCCUGAUCAUUUGUACAGUUGCUCUAUUUGUGCAAAGACAUUCAAACAAAAUGAAUACUUACGAAAACACAUGCGCAAACACACAGGAGAAAAGCCAUUUGUUUGUGGAAAAUGUGGAAAAUCAUUCACGUGCAAAAGUGAAUUGAAUCGUCAUAAUAAGAGACACUCCUCCGAACGACCACAUAUGUGCUCAGAUUGUGGCCAGAGUUUUAAAAUGAGGCAUAAUCUUCACAAGCAUCUGAAAGCUCACUCUGGUACACAGCAGUGGAAAUGUAUACUAUGUUCAUUAGCUUUCUCAAAACCAAAAUUGUUGGAGGCACAUCGAAAAACACACCUUGAAACUGUUCAGCAUCUUCAAGUCAAUAGGCCAGAUGAUAACACACUCAUUGUCUCGGCUGAAGGGGAGGAUCGAAGGAAGCUACCUACUGUCCAUAAUGUUCUGCUUCCAAAGGACAAUUUAGGUGUCUGCAGUUCCGAUAUAAAUAUGCAUAAAAAACUUUUAAGAAUAAAUGACACAACACUUCCACUUGAACUAAUCCUUAAGUCUGUAGGAAGAGGAAGUGCUAUUAAAAUCAAAAUUAUUGAUAAACCUGCACAUCCAAGAACAGAAACUUUCUCUGCCUGUGAAAAUAUUGUUGAAUUAGUUGAUGAGGCUGCAUCUAAACAAGAAGGUCUGAGUUUUGCUAAAAACAACACAAGUGAUGUGGAUAACUUGAGGCCUAAAUCUCCUAUUGAAGAAAGUAAUGUUCACAGUGUUAAUGAAGAAGCAGUACGAGUGGCAGGUGUAUUAAGUAUUCCAGCCAGUAUCUUAAGCCAUUGUCUCUCAAAACAUUACGUCCGCAUAAAUCCCACCUGUGCAGACUAUCGAAGCUGGCUUUCAAUGUUGGCCUCGCUUUCUCAGCAACUUAGUGCACCAUUUGACAUGGAAGUCUGUAAUCACCUUAAUCAUACAAGUUCAGCCCUUCAAUUCUGCCUCAUGCAAGAACCAGGUUCAGACUUCCAACCAAGGCCAAUUGAGUUUACAGCUUUCGAGUCAAAGACAGUUUCAAACGUAUGGCCUUGUCAGAAUCGCUUCCAAUAUCAGUUUAUAUAUAAACAAUAUAUGAUACUGAUGGAAACAUUCCACAGUCAUUUUAAUUAUCAUAAUCGCAGCAUUCUGAUUGAUCAAUCCUACUGUUCAGGCAAAACAGAUCUCAGUAAAGAAACUUCAUUCAUCAAAAUUGAUAGUCAAAACUUGCCUCUAAAGAUGACUGAGAUAUCUCUGGUUGCUUAUUGUGACUGUCGUGUUAGCUCUGUGCUGGGCAAGAACACUCGUGAGCUUGGUAAGCAGCACCUUUUUGAUGGCUCCCCUGAGAGCUGUUGGAACAGUGAUCAAGGAACACCUCAGUGGGUUGCUUUGAGAUGGAAGGAGCCAGUUGUUGUUACUGCCAUCAUUGCUCAGUUUCAGUGGCAAUUGUGCAUAGUUAUAUGUUUCACAAUGGGAGAAUUCAUAAUAGAGUGCACACUAUGUGGAUCUUCAUUCGGUUUUGAAAAAGAUUAUGAUUCCCAUCCAUGUUUAGAUAUAGAUGUCAAAGUUCCUUUUAAAAUUAAAUUGGAACAGGGUGAGGAUGAGGAAGAAAAAGAGCUAGAAAGUGAAACUCAGCAUAUGCUAAACCAGGCAUCAAGCUCCAGGAAUCAAAAUGGAGAUGUUUGUAUGACAGCCAUCAAAGAGGAGCCUAGCGAGUCUUUGGAUGUUGAAGAUGAGGAUCCCCUUGAUCUAAGAGAUAAUGAAAAGGAGGAAGUUGUAGAUGAGGCUGAGCCUAUGUUAGAAGAUGCUCUUGAAGAUGAUAACCUAAGUAUUGAAGAGGAAGUAGAAGAGCUUGAGAGAAUGGACCCCACUACUAAAGUGGAAAAUGUGACCGAUGCAGUAUCUAUUCGUAAUGAAUGUGGUAUAUGUGGGAAAAGAUUUUAUAGAAAGGAAGAUUUUCUCACCCACACUACAAAUUCACACAAAAUACCUAGGCCAUUUCAGUGUAAGGUGUGCAAGAAGAGGUUUACCCAGAAGCAUUAUGUUACUCUGCACAUGCGAGUUCAUACUGGAGAAAGACCUUAUAAGUGCCAUCUGUGUCCAAACUCUUACUCCCACAAGACAAGCUAUACAAUUCAUAUGAGGAUUCAUACUGGAGAUCGACCGUACAUGUGUGGGGUGUGUGGGAAAAAAUGUUACGAUAAAUCUGGUCUGACGAGUCACAUGAGAUCGCAUACAAAGGAGACUCCAUACGAAUGUGAAGUAUGUGGAAGACGUUUCACCCAUUCUAAAAGCUUGCUGGUCCAUCGUAGGAACCAUACAGGUGAGAAACCUUACAAAUGUGAGUAUUGUGGAAAAUGUUUCCGGCACUGGCAUAAACAUAAAAUACAUAUUAGGCUACACACUGGAGAAAGGCCAUAUAGAUGUAAAAUUUGCGGUAAGGGCUUCCCUCGUAAUGAUGAGGUAAAGCGACACAUGAGAAGUCACCAGGGAAUAAAGUCUUUCAAAUGUUCCAUUUGUGGUGUCUAUUGUGCCACACAGGCAAGUAUUACAGGGCAUAUUGACCUUCAUCAUGCUGAUUUAAGGACAAUUGACCCAAAUGCUCCAGAGAAAACUGUUGUAAAAAAUAGUCAUUCAGGGAUUCUAGGAACAAAAGCACCUCAACCAAGAACAAUUUAUAAGCCUGUGGCUUCAGUAGCUACUCAAAGUAAAUGUGUUGGAUCCAGUGCUCAUCAAAAAACUUCAGUUUUUGGUAAGAAUAAUACUUCUAACUUUUCAGUUAAGAAAGAUGUUAAAAAAGUUGAAAAUAAGCAAGAAAGCAAGACACAGUCUAAGGAAGGUGAGAAAACUAAAGUUCUCAGUUAUAAAGAAUUUAUUGAACUUCAAGAAAAAUUGCUGAUAUGUAAAGGUUUGACUGUUAAAAACCCACAGGGGCAUUCAGUACCUAGUAAAUCAAAUGUUGAUGGUAACAGUGACAAUAAGAAUGGCACACAAUCAAACGUUUCAAAUGCUACAGUCAAACACCAGAAUACUAGAACGCCUUGUAGUGUUAGUGGCCAGGUAUUGGACACUAAUAUUCGUGGAAAACAAAUAAUGGUGUUGUCUACACAGAGUGGUCAAAAAGGGGAGGGAACGCGGUUUGUGGUACCACAAUCAUUACGAGGUGGCAAGCAAGUGGCAGCCACUGCGUCGACCUCGGUUCCAGCUGGGCAGCGUAUAGUUAUACGUCAGCCCUCUGUAUUCAUGCCUCAAGCUCAAGUAGGCGGUAACCAACAAAUUGUAUUUCUUUCUAAACCUGGCAGCCAACAGAACUCUGUGAUGCUGUCUCAGCCUUUAUUGUUAGUAUCUGGGGGAAAUUCUCAGUGUAUGGUACUAGUGCCCUCGGCUUCCACUGCUGGGUCUAACACGGGGACACUUCAAACUCUCUUGCUUCCGGCAUCAGCUGUAAGCACACAAAUUAAUAAUGGAACCAUUGCUUCAGAAAACAAAGUAGUGACCAAGAAAGAACCAGGGGAGGUUGCAUCCACUAACAACAUUGCACCAAAGAUUACCAUUAAACAAGAACCAGGAGUACAGCUGCCAGGUGCUGUAAUAAUCAAACAAGAACCCGUUGAUGAUGAUUCAUCAACUACCAAUAGUGUAAGUAAUAUAGUUAUCAAGCAGGAGCCUCAAGACUAGUUGGUAAAUUUGUCAGAUGCUCAUUUUAUUAUGAUUGUCAGAUGUUCUUUUAACUUAUUAGAAACUAUUGAAAUAAUUUUGUACAUAACCCAAUAGUGUCUCUAAUGUCUUUCAUAGUUGAAAUGCACAGUGAUUUAAGUUAAAGGAAACAUUCAGUUGAAAUCAAACUAGUCAUUUAGAGUGCAACAAAGGUUUUAUUUUUUGCCACUGUCUUGUUUUGAACAGUUCCUUCAGAUAUUAAGUUCCAUCACUAGUCAGUCUGUUGUGGACACGGGAACUGCAGAGGCUCCUUAUAUAUUAAGAUAGCUCCAGUUAUUGGGAACUAUUUUGUUCUUUUUUCAAGUGUACCUGCAAGGACAUUCCCCUUUUUAAGGAUAUUUUAUAAUGUACAGUAUAUGCCUGUGAAAUCUAUUUAUAAGUUUAAUGGAUAGUUUUUACUGAUAUUUUUAUUUUUAUUAGGGUUCCCUUACUUGAUAUGAAAUAAAAUAUUUCAAAAUAUUUAUUUAAUAUUUAGCUUGAAGUACUUAUAAUGCUUCAUGUACUUAAUUAUGUAAGAUUGAUUGGGCUAGUCAUUAUUGUAAAUGUGAAGAUGUACUUAAUGAUAGAAGUAAGUAACUUUUAUGGAUUUAUUAUAUACAUUCAAUUGUUUUUACUUUAGUACUACUUACAUUUUUCAAGGUACAAGACGAGUAAUAAUUUCUCUCAAUUGUGCAUGAAAAUGCUCGAUAGUAUAUUUUGAGUACUCCCCUCCUCGAGGGAGGUGCUUUCUUAAUGAGGGGGCUUUUGAUUCAAGGCAAUGGCCUUAUCCUCCCUUUCCUUGGAUUGAGCCUGAUUGCUUUCCAUUUCUCCAGGCAUUAUAAGACCCCUUGUGGGUUUGGCACUUCCUCUUUGAAUAUAUUAAGUGCAAUGUACUUCUGAGAAUUAUCUACCCUGCAGCUCAGUAUCUGAUCAGGCCUCCUGUGAAGGGCUUAAGUUAGUCUACCCCACAGUCUGCCUUGUAACCAGGCUGACCUGCUGAUCUGAUCACCUGAUCAACCAAGCUAUUACCACCUGAAGCCUGCAGGUAGAUAUAUUAGUAAUAUAUAAUAUUGCAAAUGUUUACAUAGAAUUUAUGGCUUGUGUAAUUUAUUCAUAUACAAUACUCUGUUGUAAUUUUAUAUUCACAAUUAUCUUUGUCAGGGUUAUAGUACAGUACUAAAUUAUGUACAGUAUACAGUACUUUGUAUUAUAUAAUUGCAAAAUGUUACUGAAAUUCAUAAAUUUGCUUUAGAUAAGUACAGUAAUGUAGAUUUUAGGCCCUGAAAUGUUUCACCACCCAAUUAAUACCUACAAGACUGGGAGGUGAUGCAAAAGCACACAUUUUCUAUUCAUUAAAUAUCGAGUAAUAUUUAACAAGAUUGUGAAAUAAAUCUGAAACAAAUUUUUAAUUGAUAUCCUGAUGUGCAGAAUGUGUUUUAUUCCUCAAGCACUGAUAUAUAUUAUAUUUUCAUUCUUGAUUAUUUUUUUUUUUUUUUUUUUUUUUUUUUUUUGCAACAUUGAGAAAAGUAAACAGCAAUAAUGACAGAGAAAUCUGAAAGCAGUAAAAUAAUUUAUGGUACACAUAUAUAUAUAUAUAAUUUAAAUAUGUAGAUUUUUAUCUGAAAUAUUUAAUUAUGGGUCAGUAAAACUGUUUGAAAUAAGGUGAAAUGAAAGGUAUACAUACAAGAGCACUAGAAUUUUAGAUCGAUAUACAAGUGUUGUGCAGUGACUAUUUACGAGAUCUAAACACACUUUAUUAAAAUCAUAACUAAGCACUAAACCCACAAGAAUCAAUAAACAUGCUCAAGAAUGGCUUUCCUUGUUAUGUAAUAUAACCAACUUUCAAAUACAUACAAAAUAUGUGUUGGAUAUUAAUGUGUGCAUGCUCAAUCUCUUGCUACCCUCUACCCCUGCACUAUCCACUGCCCUGCUGCACUGUAUGACCCUUGUAGGUUUAGUGCUUCUUUUUGAUUAUAAUAAUAAUGUGUAUGUGGGAUAAAGGUAAUUUAAAAUUAGUUGUUUUUUUUCCUGAUAAUUAUACAUAAAAUCUCAAAAAAUUAAUAUAUAUAUAUAAUUAAGUCUUGGUUAGUCUUAAAAGAGACUAAUCAUUACUAUGGUGCUCACAGAAAAAGAAAAGCACAUAAAGAAGCUAUGUAGGUUUACAGAAAUAAAAUUAAUGAAAUGUUGGCGAGUUUGCUCGUUAGUAGAUUACUGUAUAAUAAUUAUUUAAAUGAGGAUGUUGAUAAAUAAUAAUAAAACAUAGUGUAUAUCUACAAGAAUUUUUGUUUCCACGAACUUCUUGACAAGUUAAUCAGUUACUUGCACGUAAAGGUUUUCAUAUAUAUAUAUUUGAUAUUUGCUGUUACCUUACAAUAAAAUUAUACUGUUGAUAUCUUUCAUGUAAGUUUUUAGUCUUGAUAUGAAAUUAACAGUAACAAGCUAUAUAUGUAUUUUUUUUAUCAGGUAUGCAACCAUUCUUUUUACUUUUCAUUAGAUAUGUAAUCAUAUUUUGCAGAAAAUUACAUAAUACUGUACUGUAAUUGUCAUGAUAAACUCCAGCAGUGAAUUUCAUAUUCACAAGAUUGCAGAAAUACUCACUGAUUCAAGUGCAAUACAGUAUACUAAGUAACAUGGCUAUUAUGUAUUCAGCUGUUCGUAUUUUUUUUUUUUUUUUAGAUGUUAGAUUAUGAAAUACUCGUUGAUAAGGUUUAUCCACCUUUCCUCUACAUGUACUAUGUUGUAUAUGUGUGUUUAUACAGUACAGGUGUCCCUCGCUUUAUGCAAUAGAUGCAAACCCACUGUAACAUAAGAUAGAUAUAGAUUCAUUCUCAGACUUUUGCCAGUUCCACUUUUUUUUUUUUUAAACAAGUCGGCCGUCUCCCACCGAGGCAGGGUGACCCAAAAAGAAAAAAUCCCCAAAAAGAAAAUACUUUAAUCAUUCAACACUUUCAACUCACACAUAAUCACUGUUUUUGCCAGGUGCUCAGAACACAACAGUUUAGAAGCAUAUACAUGUACGUAUAAAGAUACACAACAUAUCCCUCCAAACUGCUAAUAUCCUGAACCCCUCCUUUAGAGUGCAGGCAUUGUACUUCCCAUUUCCAGGAUUCAAGUCCGGCUAUAUAAAAAUAACCGGUUUCCCUGAAUCCCUUCACUAAAUAUUACCCUGCUCACACUCCAAAAGAUCAUCAGGUCCCAAAUACCAUUCGUCUCCAUUCACUCCUAUCGAACAUGCUCAUGCAUGCCUGCUGGAAGUCCAAGCCCCUCGCCCACAAAACCUCCCUUACCCCUUCCUUCCAACCUUUUCAAGGAUGACCCCUACCCUGCCUUCCUUCCCCUACAGAUUUAUAUACUCUCCAUGUCAUUCUACUUUGAUCCAUUCUCUCUAAAUGACCAAACCACCUCAACAACCCCUCUUCAGCCCAUAUGUUUUCAUAAUUAUUAUUUUUUUUUUUACAAAAUGCAUUCAUACUUUGUUAAUGUUCAUUUCAUGCAUAUGUGAAGACCUCUCAUUAUUGUUUUUUUUUCUAAGAUCAGUCAAGAACUGUAGAUUUAUUUACAUUAUAUUAGAAUAUGAGCUGUUGGCUCACCAGGGAAGAAGUGGAGGGUUGUUAGUGAGGCAUGGUGGUGGGUAAGUAGCCUGCGAGCCAUGGAGGAAGCUGUAGGCUCAGCUGAAAGGAAGGAUAAGGGGAUGGACUGGAUGAGACCCCAGCAGAGUGGCUUGGCCUGGACUAGUGGUUGUAUCACUCACUGCUUCACUCACUCAUUGCCUUUCCCUUUCCCCAUCACAUACAGGACUUAUGUCCUGGACAUGUUUAGUGGGAGAGGCAUGUGACAUGAUACAGCAUCCCUCACCACUGCCUUCAACACACUACAUUAGUCUAGAGUGAUAUUUAAUGCGGUAUUGAUUAAUUAUCAAGUAAUGCUGUACUGAGUAAUCGCAUGCGAGUGAAAACGCACAGCGAUUAUCCUUUGCAAUCACAUAAUGAUUUUUUUCUGAAUAAAGCUAGGGGAAACCUGUAUAUACAAUACAAUGCAUUUAUGGAUAAAUUGUGCAUGUAUGUUUGGUAAUACCACUAAGUUAGCAACUUCACUAAAAUGUUACUUUUUUUAUCUUAAUCCUACCAAACCUGUUUUGAGUCAGACUAAGUUUAUUAGUUUUCUAUUAUUUAGCAACAGUUAUAUGUAUUAAUUUUGUGAUGCUCCAACUUAUAUUUAUACAAUUAUUACAACAGUGAAUUUAUACUUUUUCUGGCAAAACUUUUGUUGUUUAACUCAAUGCAAACUCUGCAUAUAAAGCAUAACGUGUGUACUUUUACAACACUAAUCCCUGUUGCUCCCAGCAUUUUAGUCAGUUGUGUCCACCCCCACUGCUUUCCUCAUUUUCAAAAGUUAUCUGCCUGCUUCACCCCUUGUAUUCUUAUUUCUGCCUUUUUUCACUCAUUCUCUCUUCCCAAGCCAGAAUUUCUGGCUCAUAUUUCAUUUAAAUUACACACAGUUCAAAGUAUUGUCUCCAUCUGAAAUCUCUCUCCAUUUUUACUCAUAAUCUUGCCAACUUUUUUAAGAGAUACAGUACUGCAUUUCAGUCUGCUUUCUUCUCUUUUUUUCCACUUUAUCUCUUCCCAAAAUGUUCUUGUCAAGCUCGGAUGACUUUUCCUCAUAUAUUCUUUUAAUCUCUCAUAGCUUGUACUUUUGAGAAAACCCUGGGUAUGCUGCCCUUUUUUUUUUAGUGUAUCACCAUGUUUAAAUUAUUCUACUACCAGUGAUCCUCUUGUGUACAUACCCUUCCAUAACCACACCUUCACACAACAGUCAUCUUUUCUUCAAACAUUUGCUUAUACUACUUGCUGUAUGACCCUUUUCAGCUUAGCAUCUACCUUGAUUAUUUUAAUAAUACUCAUAUCACUCGCAACUUUUGUCUUGGAUUCAUUCACUUUCACCUCUCUUGUUUAAUGACAUAUAAUGCACAUAAAGAAGUUCAGCUGUAUGUAUACAAUUGUGUUUACUUUCAUCCCUAAUUUAGGGAUUAAAAUUUUCUUUGUGUUAGUGUUUAAUUGAUAUGCAGCCUUAAUUACUCAUAAGCAAUUGACAGGCUUCAAACAUAGCAAACAAUUAACCCUCUCCUUUUUCUACUGAUACAUUUGUAUACUAUCUUGCUUGUACUCUUAAUUCCAAGUUACUAUUAAGAACUGGUACACUAAGGAUCAAAUUCACUUUUCACUAUUAUAAAAACAUGUACUUUAUAUCCAAAAGGCUGUCCUUUAUAUUUUCUACUUCUUGACAACGACUGAUUUACUCCACAAACUCUGAUGAUACUUUUCGCACUCCCCUCAGCCCUUUCUAGUUCAGUCUCUUGCUGCCCUUUACCCUUUCACCAUCCACUACCCCGCUGUUAUCCAUAACCUAUUACUCAUCCAUCUCCCUUUUGCCACCUGAUGCCCUCGCUUCCUUCCUGCCCUGCAGCGCUGUAUUCCUUGUGGCUUAGCGCUUCUUUUUUUAUUAUAAUAAUAAUAAUAAUUAUAUUUUCUAGCAUGUAGUUCAGCAGCUUUUUUUCUUUGGGAACUUAUCUUACCUGUAUGACACUUUUGGUUUUAGCAUUUAACUGUUUUAAUUUUGUAUUUACUUUUUUUUCACUGAAACAUGUAAUUAUUUUAUAAGCACUAAACCCAUGUCAUACAGUGGUGAAGCUGAAACAUGUGAUGUUUUUUACCACCACUCUUUCUAAGCACAACUCCAGUCUCUUGUUGAUGUCGGUCACUGUAAACUUUACUACUACGACAGUCUCAACUUUGCAUCAGUCCUCCAAACUAUUAUUGUAUUCUCUACUUUUCACAAAUCUUUCUACACAAUUAAUCUACAAGACUCUCCUCAACACUGCUAUCACAUACAGGUGCAUAAAUACCUUUUGUAUCCCAUUUCCAUUAUCAAUAAUUCUAGAAAGAAAUCAUAUUUUUUUUUCUUUUGUAUACACCCUAAUGCUAUUAGAUACCCAUUCAGUAGAAUUGCUUGCACCCUCUUUUGCUCUUGUUCUGAUACAACCAUUAUUAAUUAUUUUAAUUCCUUUCAAACUCUUCAAACAUUUUAAAAUUUAUUUCAGUGAUUGGAAAUCAUUUUCUUUUGUUUAUAACAUGAGUAAUACAGUGGACCCCCCCGGUAUUCGAUAUUAAUCCGUUCCUGAGAGCUCAUCGAAUACCGAAAAUAUCGAAAAGCUAAUCAAUUUUCCCCAUAAGAAAUAAUGGAAAUCAAAUUAAUCCGUGCAAGACACCCAAAAGUAUGAAAAAAAACAAAUUUUUACCACAUGAAAUAUUAAUUCUAAUACACACAAAUUGAAGAAGACAUGCACAGUUACAUGACACUUACCUUUAUUGAAGAUCUGGUGAUGAUUGAUGGGAUGGGAGGAGGGGAGAGUGUCGAACUUAUUGUUUAGAAGGGGAAUCCCCUUCCAUUAGGACUUGAGGUAGCAAGUCCUUUUCCGGGGUUACUUCCCUUCUUUUAAUGCCACUAGGACCAGCUUGAGAGUCACUGGACCUCUGCUCCCUCUCCUUUACGAUUUGUCUAAAAUGGGCCACAACAUUGUCAUUGUAAUAGUCACCAGCACGGCUUGCAAUAGCUGUGUUAGGGUGAUUUUCAUCCAUAAAGGUUUGCACUUCAACCCUCUGUGCACACAUUUCCUUAAUUUUUGAAGUAGGCACAAUGGAUUCUACAACUGGCAUAGGCUUCUCAGGGUUAGCCCCAAACCCUUCAAAAUCUUUCUUAAUUUCCAUACUAAUUCUCACCCUUUUUACCACAGGGUUGGCACUAGAAGCUUUCUUGGGGCCCAUGGUGACUUAUUUUGCAGAAACAAGCACCAAAAACAGUGAUAAUAUGGAAUGUACCGAAUGUAUCCUUAGAUGCGCGCACACUGGCUGGCUUGUAAACACUGGCACACGAGGGGCAGUUCAGGCCACACUUGGACACGUCUCUUACGAAUCGUAUCGAAUACCGGGUUUUCAAUCGGAUACCGAGGCAAAAAUUUUGCAUUAAAAUGCAUCAAAUACCGGAUUUAUUGAAUACCGAUGCCAUCGAAUACCGGGGGUCCACUGUAUGUAUGUUUUUUUACCUACUUUUAUCUUGUACUUUCAAAUAACCCAGCUUUUAAAAUUGCCUGCUUUUUCUUUUUAUCUUUUAAUCUUGUGUAGAUUAGUAACAAGUUCUGUUAAUUUCUAACAUUCAGGAAUGAGUUAUAAAUAUUUCCCAAAUAUCUGAGUAAUCAUGAGACAGAAGGAACAGUCUAGUGAUAGUGCCUGUACAAUUAUUUCAUAGACUUUAGUUUCAUCACUUUCAUGAAAAUAAGAUUUAAGGGCCAUAAGUAGAAAUAAUUUUUUCUUCAGACCUGCUGGGGCUGAAGUCCCAUAAAAAAAAAAAAAAACUUGCAGCCAUUAUUCAUUUAUU
Molecule: messenger RNA, 11851 nt
Organism: Cherax quadricarinatus
Lineage: Eukaryota; Metazoa; Arthropoda; Malacostraca; Decapoda; Parastacidae
Source: RefSeq, a predicted model, not a curated record